Molecule: messenger RNA, 3197 nt
Organism: Microplitis mediator
Lineage: Eukaryota; Metazoa; Arthropoda; Insecta; Hymenoptera; Braconidae
Product: protein PFC0760c-like
Exons: 6
Coding region: 137-1834 (565 amino acids)
Source: RefSeq, a predicted model, not a curated record
UUAACUUAAAUUCUCUCAUAUUAAUGUUCAAAAAUUGAAUUCUAUAUUUACGGAAGCAAAAAAUUUAUAAAGUUUUUGUAUUAGAUUUUUAGUUAAAAAUUAUAAACUUAAUAAUAUUGAUCAUAAAAUACUUAAUAUGAAAAAAUCAAGUGUAUGUUUAUUACUGCUAGGUAUAUUAGGGGCUUGUAUUUGUGGUGGACGUACAAGUGAAUGUAAUGGUAAUGCUAAAAUAUCAUUAUUAACAAGCAUACAUGACGAUUCAACAUGUACUAUGACAUCAAGUAGAGGUGUGAUAAUGUCUGAGGCUGCUAAAAUGUUCAUCGAAACGCACAAUAGUAAAAAUAAUAAUUUAAAAAUAGAUUUAAAUGUUUUGGAUACUUGUGGAACCGUUACGGGCUCAACGACUGCUGCAAUGAAAGCGCUUUCGUCAAAUAGUUGUCUUCACCCACCGUAUUAUUUAGGAUUGAUUGGACCAGAAUCGGCAAUUAAUAUUGAUGCAGUACAAAAAAUAACAUCAAUAUUAAACGUACCACAGAUUGUAAAUAUAAAUUCAAUGUCAUCGCCAUACUUACAUCAUUUACAUGAAGAAACGGAUGCGUAUAUCGUUCAAGGAAUAUUAGAAAUGAUUGAAGCACUUGGAUGGAAAUCAUUCACAUUAGCAACACCCAAGUACAACAGUAAUAACCAUAAAGAUGAUGAUAUACAAGUUAUUGCUAAAAAAGUAACAAAAGCUGCUAUUUCACGUGGUCUUUGUGUUAUGAUACAUGAAGAAGAUGAUGAUGAUUUUACAUCACGUAUUAUAUAUAUUGGAAAACCACCAAAGAGUUUUUUUAAAAAUUUAGACGCCACAGUUGUGAUUGCCAGUGAAGGAAAUUUGAAAAAUUACAUUGAUAAAAUUGACUAUCAGCAUGCAAUUAUAUUACUUGAAGAUUCUCGAAAUGAUGUAAUUGGAAUUGAAUCACGUGUGGAAAAUUCAAAAUUAUGGAAUAAUAAUAAUCAAAAUAUUGAUAAGUUUGAUACUGAAGAAAUGCGCGAAGUCAGAUGGAUGAAAGAUGCUGUUGAAAUUUAUACUAAGUCAUAUGAUUUAUUAUGUAAGAAAAAAAAAUGUUCAAGUGAAGUUAAUCAUGCCGAGUGGAAUACUUUGGUCAGAAAUGUAGUAUCAACUAAAAAUGCUCAAUUACAAAUUGCAACGAGAACAAUUGAUAUUUAUUUGCAAGUUAAAAAUGGAGUACUCGAUAAAUUGGGAGAAAUAAAAGUUAAAAAAAACGAAGCAAUUAUUGAUUGGGUCGAUGAUCAUGAUUCAAAUAAUAAUAGUGAUGAUGAUGAUGAUAACAUUAUUCCCGAGUCACUUAAAAAUGUUUUGUCAAGUGGUAAUGACAGGACCAAUGAUUGCGCUACGUCUGUUAAAAAUUUUAAAACGCGUAAUGGAAACAAAAAUAAUCAUAAGAAUCAGAAGAUUGUUAAUAAUAAUAAUGAUGAUGAUGACGAUGAUGAUGAUGAUGAGAUAUCAAGAGUUUUGUAUGCUGAUGAUGAAGACUAUGAAUUUUGGACUGUGGUGGCCGUAGUAAGUGGAAUAGGUGUUUCGAUGUUCACAAUUGGAAUACUAGCUGUUUACGUGGUAUUCAGUAAUAUACGUGGACCACGUAGUCCAAAACACAAAGGCGGAAGACGUUAUUCCGGAAAUGGUAGUGUAAUAAGACGUGUUAAUAGUGAACGUGAAUUACAAAUUGUAACGCAAACACCACAACAUCAUCAUCAUCAGCAACCACGAACAAAUCAACGACGAAAUAGUAAUAACAGUAUCGGUAGCGUUAUUUCCGAUAGAAGCGUUUAAUGAAAUUUUGAGCCCGCGGUGUGGUGUGAAUGAUUUGGUGUUUAAAUUUUCAACACUGCUGGUGUGAAAGUUACACGACGCACGGUGUUAAUUUUUGAACCGUGUGAAUCAGAACGUUCACAUCACCAAAGGUGUAAAUGUAUGAGUUAUUUCCUAACCUUUUAUUGCUUGGCCUUGAAACCUAACCAAGGAUUUGAGUGAAGAACUCUAAGAGCGGGGUUAACUUUAGACAUGGAAGCCAGUACGGUAGUCUGCAAUUGGCAUAAGUGAUCGAAAAUUGAAAAUGUUUUUAGUAGCACACAUCAACUUUUAUUAAAUGAAAAUAUCAUUAAUGUAACAGAAAUAUUAAUUUAUUGAUUGAAUAUUAUUAAAAUUGAAUAUAUAUUGACUAUUAUUCAUAAUAAUAAUUAAUAUAAGUACAAUUGGUUUAAUGACUUUACAUUUCGGAUAAACAUACUUAGGUUAGAAUCAUGUAAACACACUUGUCGUAUUUAUAUUCCGUACAUCUUAGCUACGGCACUGUCAUAGCACGUGCGCAGAACUAAAAAACAGAAAGAGGGUGCUCACCGUAACACUAACACCAUCAUAGUUCACUCACACAAGCAAAAAAUGUUUUAUGAUUGGCGCUAUCCCCAAGCAGCUCACACCAAGAUCUCUCGAGACCCCAAAGCAUCAAAGGGUUAAAAAAUCGAUUGCUUCGACACUAGAUGUUCAAUUUUUAUUUUAAAUUAAUCUACAUCAAUCAUAAUAUUGAUAUACUAGUGCUGCAGCCUAUAUUAGAUUAUUUGAUCGUUUUUCACGGCAGAUCAUAUUGGGCAUUAUUUGAGGUUAUAACACCGAAAGGUGUAAAAAAACACACUGCGUUAAAAGUACACCCUUGAUAUUUCACACCGCGUAGACCGUGUAAAGUCUCCGAGGACCAUUUUAACACCAAAAAUUUUUUACAGUAGAUACAUCGAAAGUUUAAAUCCCUGCCCUGUUUAGAGAGAAAAAAGUCGUUCAUUGCUUUCAUGAGAAAACAAACUAAAAAAUUAGUGCAUGCGCCAUUUUUCCCACAGUGGCAAAAAUUUUAACUUUUAGGUACAGCCUUUGGCUCGAGUAGGCAACUAAAUAUGCGGGUUAAAAUGUCCUACUUACCUCUCUUGGUGUGUAAUGUACUAUACUUAUAUAUUCACGGAGAAAUAAAUUUAUCAACAUAACAAUCUAAAGUAUCAUAAAAUAGGAUAUUGUUAAUAUAGAAAAUCGAUUUUUCAUUAUUACAAAGCGUCUUUUUAAUUUAGCAAUAUCUGUCUUAAUAUAUUAGUCCAUAGUAUUGCUAAAAAUACUGAUAUAUAUUCGUUUCAUAACAAAAAUUCAUAUAUUU